GCGGGCAGCGCCGCCGCCCGGGGCUGCUCCCGGUGCUGCCCGGGGUGUUCCCGGGGCUGCCCCUGCCGCCCUUCGCGCACCGGCAGCAGCGGCCGCCUGGUGUGGCGCGUCCCUCCGCGCUGCGGGGCCGCUGCCCUUGGUCGCUGCCGCCUGGCCCGCAGCAGCCGCACGCUGGGCGAAGGACGCCAGGCCUUGGCGGGGACCCACGGCAGCAUCCUCGCCCCGGCUGCGGCAGCGCGCUCAGAGCCCCCGGCUGUUGUGGCAGGGCAGGUGGAGCGGCCUGGGCACUGGAGUACGGAGCCGGGAAAUUCCCCGUCAUUUAGUCAUUGAAAGCUCCAAGGAGAGAUUGCAAAGGCUGCGUUAGCACGCUGUUUGAGAAGGUGUUCGGUGUCUGAACAAAAGAACAAUGCAGGAAACUUGCAUUAACGAAGAAAGGUGGUGAAAUAAGGAAAUUACUUUUGUAGAGGAUACCUGAUGAUUGCAACUUGCAUCCUUCCAUUUUGCUCUAUAAUGCACCUGUGAAUAAGGAGCUGCUCACUCAUGCAGCAUGCUUGAGGAACUACAUGUUGGUGUUGCUUAUGCCAGAAUACAGUAAGCAAGGCAAAUUAGCUCCAGCCUUGUGUAAACUUUUAAUUGGCCAACAUGAUGCAAUUGGGCAUGAAUUCCAGGUGGCUUUGGAAAUGAACGAGAACUGAGCGCUCUGGCUGGAAGCUGAACGUGAUGACGGCCUGGUCUAUGGUAGGGAAGCUGAAAAUGGAGAAGAGGCACUCCAGAGAAGACAGAAAUGUGGAGCAAGAUGCGGGGGAAUGCAGUGCUGAAUCUGAGGAAUGGACGAGCUCAGAAAGUGAGCCUGAGCAACCAUACUUCAGAGGCAGUGCUCAGUGGAGAGAAAAGGAGGUUUCCACCAAACCGCAUCGGCCGCUCUGCCGGUCCCCAUGCCUGGAUCGCCCAAGUUUUUCACAGAGUAGUAUCACACAAGACUUGAAGCUAGAUGAAUGCAAAACAAAUUUGGACAAGGAAUACCAAGCUAAAAUGGAUUUUGCUUUAAAGCUUGGGUAUGCAGGAGAUCAGAUCCAGGCUGUACUGAAUAAGUUGGGAGCGGAUGCGCUCAUCAAUGAUGUUCUAGCAGAGCUUGUGAGACUUGGCAACAAAAGUGAAUCAGAGGGACAAAGCACUGCCAGCAGUAGCACUGGUACUCUGGUGUCAAGAGGCCCUUGCCCAAAGGAAAUAGCAAGCCCUGAAUUGUCACUGGAAGAUGAAGUGGUGGAUAACAGUGAUAACUUGAGGCCAAUUGUCAUUGAUGGAAGCAAUGUCGCUAUGAGCCAUGGGAACAAAGAAGGAUUUUCCUGCCGGGGAAUUCAACUAGCUGUUGAUUGGUUUUUGGAAAAAGGACAUAAAGACAUCACUGUGUUUGUACCUGCAUGGAGAAAAGAACAGUCUCGACCUGAUGCACCAAUUACAGAUCAAGAAAUCUUACGUAAAUUGGAGAAAGAAAAAAUUCUUGUUUUUACCCCAUCUCGAAGAGUUCAGGGAAGAAGAGUAGUUUGCUAUGAUGAUCGAUUCAUAGUAAAACUUGCUUUCGACUCAGAUGGCAUCAUUGUGUCCAAUGAUAACUAUCGGGAUCUUCAGAAUGAAAAACCAGAAUGGAAGAAGUUCAUAGAGGAGCGGCUGCUAAUGUAUUCUUUUGUGAAUGACAAAUUUAUGCCUCCAGAUGAUCCUUUAGGACGUCAUGGUCCAAGCCUUGAAAAUUUUUUAAGAAAAAGGCCAGUUAUUCCUGAACAUAAGAAACAACCGUGUCCUUAUGGUAAAAAGUGCACCUAUGGGCACAAAUGUAAAUAUUACCACCCAGAACGUGCAAACCAGCCUCAAAGGUCAGUAGCGGAUGAGCUUCGAAUAAGUGCCAAAUUAUCUGCUGUGAAAACUAUGAGUGAGGGAGCCUUGGCCAAAUGUGGCACAGGGCCAUCCAGCUCCAAAGGAGAAAUCAGUUCUGAAGUGAAACGCAUUGCCCCAAAACGUCAGUCAGAUCCAAGCAUUAGGUCAGUAGCUGUGGAGCCUGAGGAAAAGUUAUCAGCAGCCCGGAAGUCCGAGGCCAGCUCUGUCCCGUCUCUGGUUUCUGCAUUAAGUGUACCAACGCUCCCUCCACCAAAAAGCCAUGCAGCUGGUGCAUUAAAUACUCGUUCUGCAAGCAGUCCGGUGCCAGGUUCCUCACAGUUCGUACAUCAGAAAUCCUCACUGGAACAUAUGUCCAGUGUGCAAUAUCCUCCUAUACUAGUCACCAAUAGCCAUGGCACCUCAGUUAGCUAUAUUGACCAGUAUCCCAAAUAUGAGUCACUGGGGGACCAUGGCUAUUACUCCUUACUCAGUGAUUUCUCCAACUUAAGCAUAAGUAGUAUCCGUAACUCAGAUUAUUACGGGGCUGAUAUGGACCAGGGGAUGUAUUCUAGAAACUCAAGCCCCUGUCCUGACAAUUGCUUAAGCCAUACAAGUAAUGAUUCUUAUUCCUCUUACAAUGACUUGUAUCUGGGUGUAGCAGAUGCCAGUCCAGAAGACAAUGUGAAGAGCCACAGACUGCCAUCGAAAAAUCGUCUUCAGCCUUUCCCUCAUGGUUACCAUGAAGCCUUAAAUAGAGGUCAGAGUUAUGGAACUGAAGAGCCUAAGCAAUCCCUUCGCAAACAGUCAGUUUCCCACUUAGGCCUACAUGCCCAGCAUCCAGUUGUUGGAGCACGGUCCAGUUGUCCAGGAGAAUACCCUGUGCCUCAAAACGUUCAUCCAUCAACUGCACAACCAAGCCGUGCCUUGGUGAUGACAAGAAUGGACAGCAUUUCUGACUCUCGGCUUUAUGAGAGUAACCCCACGAGGCAGAGACGGCCACCUCUGUGUCGGGAGCAGCACGCCAGCUGGGAUCCACUGCCCUGUGCAUCAGACUCCUACACUUACCACUCCUACCCACUGAGUAACAACCUCAUGCAGCCAUGUUAUGAACCUGUCAUGGUUAGAAGCAUGCCUGAGAAGAUGGAACAGCUCUGGAGAAAUCCCUGGAUUGGGAUAUGUGGUGAGCCACGGGAACCUCAUAUCAUCCCAGAACAUCAGUAUCAAACGUACAAGAACCUCUGCAAUAUUUUCCCUCCAAGUGUUGUCCUUUCUGUGAUGGAGAAGAAUCCCCACAUGACAGAUGCACAACAGCUGGCAGCUAUGAUUGUUGCCAAAUUAAGAACAGGGCGUUAGAGCAGUACAGCCUCUUUUGGAUAAAUGAACCUGUACAGCACAUAGGACCCAAAGGAAAACUUACAUGAAGGAAGAGGCCAAUCUAUUGUAAAUAUUUUCUACUAAGAUAGUAUAAAGUUCUGUACACAGUAGCAAUCAUAUAUAUGCUGAGGCACUAUAUAAAAGUUGAUUGUAUUGCAAAUUUUAAGAUUUUAAAAUAUAGGGAUUUUUAAUAGUAUUUUAUAGGAAAUGCAUACCUUGCUGCAUGGAUAGCUCACUAAGAACUAUAAUGUCACAAUCAGUGUCUCAAAGCUGUUACUACAAAAUUAGUGUUAGCAAUUUUAUUGCAUGUAUUAGUGUACACUUAAAAUUUGCUUAUAAAUACCUAAUCGGCCUCUAAAAGUAUGCUCUAUACACACCAAGAUGACUUUUAGGGUUUCAGCUUUGUCAUUUGACACUGCCUAGUGGCAUCUUAAGUAGUGAAGAAAAAGUAAAUUUGCUAAAAAUUAAAAUUGUUUAUAAAAGAAAAAACUGAUUUCAGAUUUUCCAUGUCAACAUGGUUGUUGAUACUUAAAUUUCAGAACUGUCCCUCAAGAGUUUGAAUAACUAUUAUUACAUUGUUCAAUAUGUUGGCUCAAUCCAACAGAAGCCAAAUACUUUAUUAAAUUAGGACCAAAACAUUAAAGAAUGUAAAGGCAUGAGUGCCAUUCAGUAAACUGAAACUUUAACUGUAGCUUCUCUCCAGAAUCUCUCAAAUGUGCAGUAAGCAGCUGCUGGCCCAAAUAACUAGACAAGCUGAAAAUAAAUUGUCAGUAUUAUGUAAACUGGAUUACUCAACUUGAAGCAGCAAAAACUGGAUGUUAACUGGAAGUUCAUCAGUAACUGCAGCCCUUCCUCUGGGAGCAAGGAAGGUGUUUGAGUGAGCCUGACAUUCAAGGUGGCUGUACAAGAUCAUCUUCAGAAAGGGUGGAGGGGGAAGGCUGCUUCUUAAAAAGAGAUGCUCCAGUUUGGGUUUGUGGCAGAGCUGUCCUGGUUUUUGCUCUUCACAUCCACGCUAAGGUGUGCGUUUGCCUCGUGAAGGCUUUUAGAGUUCCUGUUUCAACAGGUGAGCUAAUUUUGUGUGGCAUUGUUUGCGCAACUGGUAUCUUGCUCAGGGUGGGAACCUUUGUAGCUAAAUGUCUCCAAAAGAGGCGUUUAUUGGUUUUUUUAAGCUGCACUGACUGUACGCCCUUUUUUGAAUCCACUGUAUAUUUCAACAUUUUGAACCAUGACUAACUCGACAUGUCUCGAGCUAGGACUUGUUGACUUCUACUGUAGUUUUUUUCAUGAAAGUUGAGAAGGCCUGGUUUAUGGCCUUUUGUUUCUUCAUGAGAAGGUGUGACACUGCCUAAAUGUUUCUUACUGUGAAACACACAGAACGUGAGGCUGCAGUCAGGGUUGUUUCUGGUGUUUUGAUAAUGGCUUGCAUGCUGCUUUCUAGUUAUCUGUUUGUCUGAGAAACAAAGUUUAUCAUUUCCUCCACUUGUGUUACUGUAGUGGUUGGUUUGAUUCAGAAUAUCUUGUGGGCUCUUUAUUACGUGCAAAAUAGGUUCCUGUCAUAUAAAAAAAUCCACCAAAUGAACCAACAAGAAACCACGAUUAUGGGUGCAACUACAGUUAAUUUAUUGACAUUUGAUAACUGUAUCAUUUCACACAGGAUAAAUUUUCUUGUGUUGGUACAGGUGAUGCAUAUAAUGACUAUGUCAUUAUGUAUCUGAAACAAAGUAACUUGAAGGUGAUCCUGUACUUAAAAAUAACUUAAGUUUUAAUUAGUUGGUUAUUCUCUCUGUUAGUGGGGAAAAUUAUUCAGACACUUAUAACAGCUGGGGGAAAACAGAUUUAACUCUUGACCAGUUUUCAAAAACAUUUCAUAUUUUUAAUUUGCAAUUAAUUCUUAUUCUCUUCUCUUGCAUGAUAUAAGCAGCUGAGAGCAAUGCCUCAAAUAACCAGAAAUGACCUUUUGUUUGUUGAUACAAAUUGUAUCUCUUUUUCUUGAUUGUAUAAAAACUGUGUAUAAAAAAAAUAAUCUCUAGAUUAACUUCAGUAUUACAUUUUCACCACAAUGUUUGUGACACCAUGUGUCACAGGGAAGUAGCCCAUGAAUAAUUAUGGAUUUUUUUAUUUAAAAUGGGCACUUGUAGUUUAUAGACAAACAGGGACAACUUUUCAGAACCAGGUUAUUAUGUGCACAAAUACUGUGUGUACACCUCAAAGCAUUACAUAGGUAUCUUCAGUCUAUUUAUUAAGCAGAUACAUUCUUGCACUAAACUUUAUGUAAAAAUGUUGCUGUUAACUCAUCUGCAUGUGUUUAAAAUGUAACAGUAAUUGCUAUAGACCCUAUUUUAUUCUAACCAAUUAAUUUAUAAAUUAUUUAGGUAUGAGAUGAAGUUUAUUGUGCACUCAUGUUUUCCAUCUUGCAUGGAAUUAAAUAUUUGUAUGCAGAAAAAUGUUUGUUCCAUUUUUCUCCAUUUAUAAAGAUAAGCUAUUUUAAGAGAGGAUGAGAAUUAGUGGGUGAUUUUGAUGUUUUCUAAUGUGGAAAACUCAACAGAGAUUUCUGUAUGAAGCGCUGGGUGGCUUAUGGAGAUAUCCAUUUUUGUUGGAUUUGUCCAGUCAUUUUAAUUUUCACUAACCUUUGUUUUACUGAUGGAAGAAUUCCUUUUUAAACAAUGGGAAUGCUGUGAGAACACAAACCCAGCACACUAUUUCCCUAAGGCACUUCAGAGGCAAAUUGUCUUAUUCUGAGAAGCUGUUGGCAUCUCUCAUGCAUAGUUACAGAAUUGGCAAUGCAGCCUUGUGGAAAUAACCUGCAAAUUUUGUGCUUGUUUGGUCCUCCUUAGAGGUAAUGCAACUUUUCUAUGUGAUGUAGUCUUUCCUGAUCAACUACUUUAAGUGAUAAUUUGGUCAUCCACACCUGUUUUCAGCUAUGUUUACAAGACAGUUCAGGACACUGACACGUUCAUUAAUCUUUAGCGCAUAAGCUUGGAUUUCUUCUUACAUGGAAGAGUUGAUCUUAUUAACACCUGAUCAUAACUGUCUAUAUUGUAAAUAUAAGACUUUGUAUAAAUGCUCUUUUUUAGAGCAUGGUAUUUAAAUGUUUUUAAAACUGUAAAAGAACAGUUCUAGAAACUAUAUUUUAAUAAAAUCCAUGAAAAAACAAUUCUAGAUGAGGGGGGAAAAGUGUGAAGGUAAAAUCAUGGACUACUGCAGUUGAUAAGAGUUGAGCAGUAGAUUUUAGUGCUUUACUGGGGCCAGAGCAUUCUCUGGGAGUUGAUUUACUUCUCUUUCAUCUUCAGCUAUAUUACUUUCACAUAAUUUGUCACUUAAAAGUGUGUAACUUUAAAUUCAUAAAUCAAAAACCAAAUGCUUUAUGGGAUGUCAGUCUAAAUGAUUUCAUGUUUUUUGUAAGAAUUACAUGUCAGUAAUAUAGUAAAUUGUACAUGAUUUCACUGCUGUUAGUCCUGUUGUUGUCAUAUUGAGCUGCAGUAGUUGGCUUUAUUCAUUUGUAGAAUUAAACAUUACUGUUUAAUUGUUGUAAAAUUUUAUAAAUCUCUUUGGGUUUUUUUGGUUGACCCAAAUAUAAUGUAAGUCUUAAUGACAAAAUGAGUGAAAAUGGAUGUUAAACCAGUAUGUGGUAUUCUUAAAUCUCUGUAGUGGUAAGUGGGCACUGCUCUAGUUGCUGCAGCAUGUAAUUUAUUUACUAGCAUGAAUCUGUUUAGCUUUUGUAAAAAUGCUUUAGCUGUAAAGUUAAAAAUAGGUGUGGAGUAUGGUUGCUUUGAACAAGCAGAAGGAACUUAAUUGAAAAAAAAAAACAGACAAAACCAAAACCAUCUAAAGUAGGUGAGUUUCCCCCUACAUACUUCUAAUGCCAGUUUGUCCCAAAUUAUGCAUUUUGGCAUUUUGUUCAAAUAAUAAAAUUAAAAAUACUUGGUGACAUGUAUGCAUACUUGAUCUGUAUCAAUCCACAGACAGAAACAUUGGAUUAUUGUAAUUUUUUAAACUCCACACUAAGGGGAAGGAACGUGCAACAUUUCUGUGGAACUUUGUUCCAAAGUUGAAGUAUUACUUGAUCUUGACUUGCCAAAAGUUUAUCUGAAGCAUCUGUCACAGUUACCUCUAUGGUGAGCAUUCAGCUUUCACACUCUUCUGAUGUACCUAUUGCUUGUUUGUGUGACAGAGCCCUCAUUAAGUGUAUUUCCUGCAAUAUUUCAACUGGAAAAAUACAAUUGCACCAUCACUUAAAUUAUUCUUAUGCCAGUGUUUGGUUAGCCUUUUAAGUCAUUAUACAAUAUUGCUGAUUUUGGUCUGUAUUUAAAGUUUGUAAAUGUAUUAAAAGAAUUGCAAGAAUCUAAAAGAAGUAUAGGCUGUCACCUGUUCCCCUCCUGCUCUAUGUAAAUGUUUUGCACAAUUAUUUAAUAAUAUGAAAUAUGUUAUAGUUUAUAUAUAUAAAAAUUUUGCUUAUUUAAUAAAACUGAGAGCCAUUGGAUUAUUUGUUUUUAGCUUUUUAUUUUUCAACCCUCUUUAGACAAGACCCCUAAAAAGUUUUUUUGCUCAAAACAACUGUUGCAGUCUGUCUUAAGUUUUUUCUUGGGCUUUUUUUUAGCUGAUUGACUGAAAAAAUCCGAGAUCCUUUAGGUGGGGUAAUGGCAGAUACACAAGGCAGUAACUACACCUGAUCAAGGUAUUGUUGUAGUAGUAGUAGCAGCACAUGAUUUUACCAAAUGCACUCCAAUGAGUAAAAAAAACGUUACAGAUGGCACAGUGUGUGCCAGCACAUCCCUAUUUGAACUGUUAUGCUUGUUUGCAAUAGAAAAUACAGUAAUUUAAGUAAUUUCAUACUCAGCUAAAUGCAGUAAUAAAGGAACAAAUCCCUUUCACUCAGAAUUUCCUAAAUAAGCCUAAUUACUGGGUAAAAGAAGUAUUUCUAAAAAUACUUGAAAGGAGAAGAGCUUCCAUGAAAAAUCCCUCAAAACAGAAAGCUUAUUUCCUUUGCAUUGGCACUGCUUGCUUUUAUAGACAGAAAUAUGCAAUGUAUAUUCCAUUUUUGGAUGUGUGGUAACAAGGAAUUGCGGUAGAGCAGGACAACAAAAAAACUAGAGAAAAAGGAAUAAAGAAAUAAUAUUUACAUUCUGGCCAUCUAGCUAAGCCUUUACUU
Camarhynchus parvulus is the source of this 8395-nucleotide messenger RNA. RefSeq names its product zinc finger CCCH-type containing 12B (gene ZC3H12B). The record is from RefSeq and is a predicted model, not a curated record. Gene Ontology annotation, molecular function: mRNA binding; RNA endonuclease activity; metal ion binding. NCBI's taxonomy places the organism in Eukaryota, Metazoa, Chordata, Aves, Passeriformes, Thraupidae. The coding region runs from base 721 to 3225 and encodes 834 amino acids. Gene Ontology annotation, cellular component: nucleus; cytoplasmic ribonucleoprotein granule. The transcript is spliced from 6 exons.